CUCACCUUUGAUACCAAACCUAUGAUAUCAAGCAAACUUUAAAUAGUUAUAUUCUUUUGUGACAUUAUUUAUUCAUAAGAUGAUCCAUAAUUACUUAAUGAAGUGAUUAGAACAUACGAGACAUCAGAAUUUUUGCAAUGGAUAACUACGCCAAUCCUCGAGAGACCUUCUGGAGGACAGCCUCCAGAAUCACAGUAUCAGCACACCUUUUCGGGAUCUUGGCAAACAUACUUAUGCUUAUUUGGUUGUUGCAUUAUCGUGAAGGAAUUAACCUUGAUUCAGCAAGUCCAUAUCGUAUAUUCAAUGUACAUCCUUUCCUUAUGUUAUUUGGAUUCAUAUUCCUUACUGGUGAAGCAAUGAUGGCAUACAAGACGGUUCCAGCACCGAGACAAACACAGAAGUACUUACAUAUGUUCUUGAACCUUUCGGCUCUUGUUCUAGGGAUUGUGGGAAUACAUGCAGCAUUCAAGUUCCAUGAUAAGAUGAAUAUAGUUGAUAUGUAUAGCUUGCAUUCUUGGAUUGGCAUCGGCACUUUAUGCCUUUUCAUCUUGCAGUGGAUAUUCGGGUUCAGUUUAUUUGUGUUUCCAAAAGCAUCAGUAGUAACAAGGUCGAUGCUAGCCCCGUGGCAUGUUUCUGGUGGAAGAAUUUUGUUAUAUAUGGCGAUAUGCGCAGCUGAAACAGGAUUGAUGCAGAAGUUCACAUUUAUGCAGCUCACAAAUAACAGAGAAAGUUAUUUGAUCAACUUUCUUGCUUUGACAAUCCUUUUGUUUGGGAUCACAGUUGAUCUUUCUGUUUCUCUUGGCCGUUUCGCUUGAGCAUCAUCGUGUGAUAUAUUAUUGCUUCUUUUUCCUUUUA
Messenger RNA from Erigeron canadensis, 855 nucleotides. RefSeq names its product probable transmembrane ascorbate ferrireductase 3. The record is from RefSeq and is a predicted model, not a curated record. Bases 138 to 815 code for a protein of 225 amino acids. Gene Ontology annotation, molecular function: oxidoreductase activity. NCBI's taxonomy places the organism in Eukaryota, Viridiplantae, Streptophyta, Magnoliopsida, Asterales, Asteraceae. The transcript has 4 exons.